Closterium sp. NIES-65 is the source of this 2958-nucleotide messenger RNA. The record is from the annotation of a GenBank genome assembly. Lineage: Eukaryota; Viridiplantae; Streptophyta; Zygnematophyceae; Desmidiales; Closteriaceae.
AUGAGGUCAUGGCCUUCUCCUUUCUGCCGUUCCCUGAAUCUAAACAUUCUCCCUCCACCUCCGUCAUCCACAAUUCCCCCACCCCUCCCCCCCCCCUCCCCUUCUUCCCCUUCUUCCCCCCCCCUUACCCCCUCCCCACGGCAGUACUUUCCGCCGUUUGGGGGCAUGGGUCAGCCCCUCGGCUCGUUUGAGCAGAGCUUUCACGUGUACCCCGUCUCGUUCAUAGAUAAGGCUCACCUCGAGAACGGCGAUAAAGUCAUCAUGCCCCCCUCUGCUCUUGACAGGCUCGCAUCACUCCACAUAGACUACCCCAUGCUCUUUGAGGUGCACAACGCAGCGGCCAACCGCACGUCACACUGCGGCGUGUUGGAGUUUAUCGCAGAAGAGGGAUAUGUGUACAUGCCGUAUUGGAUGAUGCAGAAUCUGCUGCUGCAAGAAGGGGACAUUGUGCGAUUCAGAAACGCCACCCUCCCUAAAGGAACCUACGUGAAGCUGCAGCCACACACCAAGGACUUUCUAGACAUCUCCAACCCCAAGGCUGUGCUCGAGAUGACUCUGCGAAGCUUCUCCUGCUUGACGAAGGGGGAGAGCAUCAUGGUGGCAUACAACAAUAAGCGCUACUUCAUUGAUGUUGUGGAUGCGCGCCCAGCUGCAGCCAUCUCCAUUAUCGAGACGGAUUGUGAAGUCGAUUUUGCGCCGCCACUCGAUUAUGUGGAGCCGGAACGAGUGCCUACACCCGUUAAAGCACCUGCUGCUGGUGCUGCUGCUGCUGCUGCCGGCGGCUCUGAAGCUGGAGGGAAGAAGGGCGCUGGGAAGGACGGAAAAGCAGAAGCAGCCCCCCCACCUGAGGAGCCCGCCUUCACGCCAUUCGUCGGCACCGGCAGGCGAUUGGACGGCCGCCCAGCAGCCUCCCCCUCCUCGCCUGCCACAUCAGCAGCCGCCACGUCAGCAGCAUCAAGGGAGGGCGUAUCUGGGGCAGGCGGGGCCGGUGGGGCUCGUAGCAGUGGUGGUGGCGCUGGGAGUAGUAGUUCGGGUGGUGCUGCUGGUGGUGCUGGUGUGGCGAGUGGGGGGAGGAAGGAGGGUCGGCUGGUGUUUGGAUCGGGAGACGGAGCACCACGAGCGGGUCCCAAGGCCCCAAAGAAAAAGGAGGAGCCUCAGAAGGAAGAGCCACAAAAGCCAUCCUUCCAAGCCUUUUCUGGAAAGGGUUUUUCUUUGCGCCAAAGCCAAGCUGAUACUGGGUGGUUCGAGCUGCAUAGAACUGGCAAGGCUGUGCUGAUAGUGGGUGGUUCGAGCGGCAUAGGGCUGUGCAUAGGAGAGAUGGCGGUGCAGCAGGGGGCGAGGGUGGCGAUCGCUGCUCGUAACAAGGACCGGCUGGCCUCAGCACACAAGCAGCUAGAGGCUUUGCUUCUACCCGACACCCCCUCGUCUGAUUUCCUCCUAUCCGUGACGGCCGAUGCGGCGAAUCCGGACGAUGCAAGGAGAGCCAUUGAUCAAGUGGUGGCCGCGUUUGGACGGCUGGAUGUGGUGAUCUGCUGCCAGGGGCAGAGCACCCCACAUCAAUUCGAGUUUGAUACCGUGGAAAAUCAGCAGCAGGUGCGUGUGUCGUCAAACUACUGGGCGUCUGUGUAUGUCAUCCGAGCAGCCUUGCCUCUUCCCCACCCCUCCCUCAACGCACCCACCUCCCCCACUUUCCCCCACUCUUCCUCCCCCUUAUCACAUCAGCUCAUGAAUGUCAACUACUGGGCGUCAGUGUAUGUCAUCCGAGCAGCGCUGCCAGCCGUGAAACGGGCCGGCAAGGACGGGCGGAUAAUGCUGGUGUCGUCUCAGGCAGGGCAGGUGGGUAUCUAUGGCUACACAGCCUACUCGGCCGCGAAAUUCGCUUUAAGAGGGCUGGCAGAGGCACUACAAAUGGAGCUGGAGCACGUGGGGACGAGGGUGGUGAUGCUGUUCCCUCCUGACACCGACACGCCCCAGCUGCAGCAAGAGAACGUAACCAAACCGGCAGUCACCAAAGCCAUCACAGAAGGCAACAAGCCCUUUCCUCCCAUGGCGGUCGGGAGAGCUGCGAUCUCAGCCGUCGAACGCGGAGAUUUCCUCGCUCCUGUCGGAUUCGACGGCUGGAUGCUCAGCAUCGCCACUGCAGCCCUUCCUCUCCAUCCUCCUUAUAGGCAUGAUUCCCUGUGCUUCACUCAGCAAAAUAUAGGUUACCUCCACUUCCUCCUCACCUCCCUCCCUGUUCUGCCAACCACCCCACCCCCCCCCCCCCGCUUUCCUCCUCCUAUCCUCGUUUUAGGCAUGUCGCCCUGUGUGUCACUCAACAAGCUCUUACUGGAGCUGCUUCUAGCGGGGCCAAUGCGGCUGGUGGCAGCAGCAACAGUGGCGGGCUUUAAUGCGAGUGCGAGGCGGUGGCAUAGAAUCAACCACGGCAGAGGAAUGUAUGAAGAUCACCAGAAAGCAUUCAUCCGUCUCUUCCUUCCUCUCCUUGCAUUCGCCGCGGCCAUUCCGCAACCGGCGCCGCCAGAAGCGGAGAAGAAGCAGCCAAUCAGCGACCUUGUGUGGCCCGCCGUCGGCGCAUUCGUGUCCUUUGCAGGAUUCGCGUUAGCGGACCAUCUGUUACAGUCACACGGCCUCACAGUCUCCCUGGGAUCCUUUGGUGCCGUCUGCUGCCUCCUCUUCGCCCUGCCGCAAGCAGCCGUCUCCCAGCGCAAGACCAUCUUGAUAGCCCACGUGGGAACAGCCCUCAUAGGAGUGGCGCUCUUCUGCCUGCUGGGGCCGUCAUGGCUCGCUAAGGCCACAGCAGUUGCUGCUUCUAUCGCGUUCAUGCAAUGCACCAACUCCGUCCACCCCCCUGCUGCCGGCCUCCCACUUAUUUUCCUCGACGCCCCCAAGUUUCAUCGCCUCAAAUGGUGGUACCCGCUCUUCCCAGGCCUUGUGGGCUGCCUCUGGCUUUUCCUUGUG